Molecule: messenger RNA, 2751 nt
Organism: Acanthosepion pharaonis
Lineage: Eukaryota; Metazoa; Mollusca; Cephalopoda; Sepiida; Sepiidae
Source: the annotation of a GenBank genome assembly
AUGAGUGUUGUGUUUCCUUCCUAUCCUUUAAAUCCCGCCUCUUCCUCCUACAACCUCCUUUUCUUUUUUUGUACUAUAUCAACCCAGACUGCAUUAAUUUCUAACUUUCUAACUCCCCUUCCUCCCUUUUCUUUUCCUCCUAUUGAUCCCCCCUCCGUCUUUAGCUCAACUAUCUUUGCCUACCUCCUCCCAUCUAUUUUCUCUAAGCUUGGCUCUUAUGCACUACGCCUCUAUCCGGGUGUGACGUCACGCCACUACAACGUAGUGCCGUGCGGAAGAAGGUUACUAAUGGCUUCCAAUCCACAGGCACCGUCAACAUCAGCAUCUCCUCCACCGGGUUCUUCUCCUACGGCUAACUCUUUGCUGGCCGGUACUAACAUUCCUCUACCAACAGCAGGAGUGGUUAACGAAGAUGUCCCCAUACUGGUUAUGCCGCCGCCCCCGAAGGAACCCCAACAAUAUGACAGUAAAAAGACGAAAGAGGCUACAAAAUAUAGCGCUAAAAUUUUCCGUGACUUCUGCCACAGUCGUGGCAUCAACACCGCCAUUGAAGAUAUGGCCAAAAGCGAGCUGGAUGAAUUAUUGACUGACUUCUACAUCAAUGUCCGUACUCAGGGUGGGCAAUUCUAUAGUUUCUCGUCGUUGGUUGCCCUUCGACAUGGCCUUAAUCGAUACCUAAAAAAUGUGAAUAUCGUCAAUGACCCGGCUUUUCGUAAGUCCAAUUUGUCGUUCAAAGUUGCCCUGAAACGCCUCAAAGAAGCAGGCAAGGGUUCGAUCGAACACAAGGAACCGAUCAGCCAAGCCGACAUGGCCACUCUAUACUCUCACUCACAAGUGUUCAACCCAAACACACCCGAGGGUCUCCUGAACAAAGUCUGGUUCGAGAUUACAUUCUAUUUUUUCCGUAGGGGUCAGGAAAAUCAGCGAUAUCUAACUCCAAACCACUUCGGUUUUGCUACUGACGAGUAUGGACGGAAGUAUGUUUAUAAACGGAAAUCACUUUCUCUUUACACGAACGGAUGUAACAUGGAUCCCACAACUUCCUCCUCCGAUUCGGGUCGUGGGGUUAGAAUGUACGCCACCGGUAAUGCUGUCUGCCCUGUAGCUACUUUCGAACGAUAUCUGAGAAAAAGAAAUCCUCAUGAAUCGGCUCUUUUUCAGCACCCAAGAACCACAUCGUUUCAAGAUUCCAUUUGGUAUAAUGCUUCUCCCCUUGGGAAAGAGGCCCUGUCUACGAUGAUGAAAAGGAUCGCCCUAACUGCUAAGUUGUCUAGGGUUUAUACGAACCACUGCAUACGAGCAACAGCCAAAUUUGUCCUUUUCCAAGUAUUUGAUGCUUUUCAACAGUUCGAUCCUCAGCAAGGCAACUCCAGUAGUUCAAUCGGGGCCCAACCGCAUGCCCAGUCACUAGCUAUGUCUGGAAUAAAUGCUAUUCCUGGUUUAAAUACUUUAACAUCGCAUGAUCUAACAGGUACACACGAUGCAGGUGCUGCUGGGGCCAACAUUGCAGGUACCCUCAAUUACGGAGCCCAUCCUUCUGGGUUGAGAGUAGCUAUGGUUCAGGCAGAUCCAGACAACAGUUUUAUUAGUGCCGCACAUUUGCCAAAUCUCAGUGAAAUAGCCCUCAACCGACAGGAAGCUAUGGAGGUCCAGUCAGCAGUUGCAGCAGCUACAGCAAAUAUAAUUUCCCAACCUCCUAUUGAAUCCUAUGAUCCUGGGCCAGAACAGUCUUUACAAAAUUCUAAAAUGCGGGGUUGCACUGACAAAGACUUGUCAGUAAGUUUCUCUGCAUCUUCACGACCUGCCACAGUUUUUAAAAAGACUUAUGUGGAUCCUGAACAUGCUGAUGGUAUGAUGAAAUCUUUGGCCAGUCUAUGGAGAAAAAGACGUUUAUGUGAUGCCAAAAUAUGCAGUGGUGACAAAAAUGUAACCCUUCAUCGUUUGGUAUUGUUUGCUGCUAGCCCUCAUUUGAUGGAGAAAAAUAUAACAGAUGGUGCUGACCUGGAGGUGGAUAAAAUCCAGAAACAUUGCCGGGAAUUUUCAGCCAGCUUGAAUGAGCACCGGCAAAUGACCAGUUCUCCGUCGAUAUCUGCACCCAGACGCCGUGACAAUCUACCAAAGUCUCAAAAGUCAUCCAACCGUCAAACUGUUGUGCUAACUUUAAGUGAUGAUUCCAAUCCACCAGAAACUUCUCUUGGCCAACAACAACCCCAAGAACACACGUUGACUCUCUCACAUUCACAAAUUGAAGAUCUACAAAAUAACUUAGAUGAAAGAAUCCAGGCUCUUAAUGAACACCAUGCUUAUAUGACCUCUCAUCAUGAUCGCUACCCUCCUGCCACUCAAACAUCUGGCAUCUCCCUACAAACUGCUGCCAAUUCUACCACCAUUUCGCAUGAGAGUGGCAUCAAAACUGAACCAAUUGAAAUACUGGAUGAUGAUAUUACAGACUACAGUCCCUCUCAGGACAACAUAAAACAUAGCAAAAGAAGUUUAAAUUCUAGCAAGAGUUAUGCAGGAGAUAGCCCUGGCUCAGAUGCUAUUCGUCGUUCUUCACAAUCACACACUACUUCCAGUACAGUAACACGGACGUAUUUAACAACUAGUAAGUGUGAGUCAGGGCUAGAAAUGGCAGAAAUGGAUGGCAUUACUACUUCAUGUGCCUCUGGGACUUCACCAUAUCCAGUCAGUUUAGUUGCAUCAUCUGGAGAGACGUUUCCCCUUUAUACUUUAUCAUCCAACCAAUCCUGA